Anopheles aquasalis is the source of this 1670-nucleotide messenger RNA. RefSeq lists its product as uncharacterized. Gene Ontology annotation, molecular function: protein binding. NCBI's taxonomy places the organism in Eukaryota, Metazoa, Arthropoda, Insecta, Diptera, Culicidae. The record is from RefSeq and is a predicted model, not a curated record.
CGAUCAUGUCCGGAUCUUGCGCUUAUCAGUGAUAGAAAAGAGCGGAAUGGGACGAUACGCACUAGAAAGCCAGCUGAAAGCAUAAAGGUGUACUAUCGAUAAAAAACAGCGAUAGGAAGACGGUGUGACCGGUACGUACCUGCGGUGAGUACGAGUUAAAGGUGAGGCAGCAAAAAAUGGUCGCGCGUGACAGCGGAAAAGCCGGCCCGGUCGUUAGACUAUCAUGUGAUACACUACCUCAUCGUCGAAUGUUUGCUGCCGUUGCCCACCAUCAUCAUCCGCCUUCCGAUGCGAACGCAAACAGGUAAAUGGCGAAUUUCAACUGGAUGCCCAAUGAGAUCCUGGAGCUAAUAUUCGAAAAUCUGGACUUCCGUACGCGCCGUAACCUGACACUCGUUUGUCGCCGCUGGAACGAUGUGCUCCUGUCCAAACGGUUCCUGGGGCGUCAUGCGCUGUUGGCGGUCGAUGGGAACCGUCCGAUCGAUCCGAAGCAACCGGUGCCGCGGCGAUGCUAUCCGAACGUGAGGCUACGUUUCGACACACCGCCGCAGGGCAAUUAUAGUGAGCAGCAACAGCUGAAAGCGUUACGCACUGUCCUCUCGACAUGUGUUCCGGCACCCAUCUACUGUCGGCUCCAUACCCAAACGAACGGAAAUACUCGCUGGAGCACACCAUUUACCGAACAGUUGCUGAAUUAUGGCACGUUGAAAACAUUCCACGUGCUAGGGAGCUGUAAAACCGAUCACCGUGCAUUGCCAAUCGCAUUACGUAUGGAUGAGCUGCGUACGCUGAAAGUGGAGGUAACGGAUGUGGAUGGUUUAUAUCUGCUGGUGGCUCCCAAACUUACCGAGCUGCAUUUGUGGGCCAGGUCGGAGCAGCAUCUGAAACUGGUGCGGCAGUACUGCGCCCAACUGCUGACGCUCCGUGUCUACUUCGAUGCGAAGGAAAGCUUCUGUUUCUACAGUCUCGAUCUCAGCAACCUGCGAUCGCUGGCUAUCGACCGUCGGCUGAAGGGGAUGACCAAGAGCGAACAGAACGUCAGCAUUGCCUUCUUCCGGAGGCUCGUCCACCUGCAAACGCUCGAGCUGACCGUAAAGUUCAUCGAUAGCUACGUACUGCACACGAUGUGUGCGAAGCUCACGCAACUGAAGCAGCUAUCGCUGCAAGUGUCCGAGGGUACGGUUGAGCUGGUGCACAUAGCCAAACUGGUCGGUCUACAGCGAUUGCGGGUGGUGGCGCCGAGGGUUAAUCUGCAAAAUGUUGCGCUGCCAGCGUUGUGCACUCUGGAACUUGGUUCCGCCGAGCUCGGCGCCGGUACGUACCUCGAGGGAAUCGAUUGUUUAAUGGCCUUCACACGUUUGCGGUCUCUUACGCUAAGGAAUGUUAAGAUCUACCCCGAAGUGCUGCAGCUCACACCGACCUAUGCCGUAGAACGGAUGGUGUUCUCCGAUUAUCGCAGGCUAGAAGAGACACAUCUUCUGAUCUUGGUGAAACGAUUUCCUGCCCUACGUUGGCUGUGGAUCAACCGUUGCCAUGGGCUGUAUCAUCGGGAGAUCUAUAAACUGAAACGAAUGCAACCGAAGCUGCGCGUUGCGUUCGAUGAGGCAAGAAGUGAUCGUCUUUAAGACCCAACGGAGCAGUAAACGGGGUGUUAGGGGAGCGCCUAGCGC